Messenger RNA from Vanrija pseudolonga, 2497 nucleotides. RefSeq names its product Transcription factor TFIIIB component B'' (gene bdp1). The transcript has 3 exons. Lineage: Eukaryota; Fungi; Basidiomycota; Tremellomycetes; Trichosporonales; Trichosporonaceae. The record is from RefSeq and is a predicted model, not a curated record. The coding region runs from base 20 to 2449 and encodes 809 amino acids.
CUAAACUACCAGCAGCAGCAUGGCUCUGCGUCUACCCGGAAAGGGAAACUUCAAGCCAUCCAAGCCCGUCAAGCCUGGUGCCGGCGGUCCUCGUCGACCACCAGUGCCGGGCACGGCGGGCGCGGCAGCUCGCCCACCGGCGGCGAGACCUGGUGCUCCGGCGCCGAAGCCACCAGCCAAGCCCCCUGCCCCGUCGCAGGAGAAGACGGACGAGGAGCCAGCUGCUCCGCCUACUGCUGUUGACACGCCACCGGCCGUCCCGCCGACCAUCAGCGCACCUCCUCCCGUUGCUGCUGCCGCGCCCCCGGUCGUCGCGCCUGCCGUCGUGCCAGACCUUCCUCCCGUACCGGCUGUCGCUCCUACCGACGAGCCCCCAUCCGUCGCCCCAGUUACUGAGGCUGCACCACCACCGGUGCCCGCACCCGCACGCACGUCGGCUGCACCCACUGCCGCACCUGUCCGCAAGCCCCCAGCACCCCUCAAACGCGGCAUCACCGCAACACCAUCCAAGCCAAAGCCCAAGCCAACGCUCGUGACCGCCGCCGCAGCAGCAGCAAAGGAGAAGAGUCGUGCGGGAUCGGAGCGCCCCUCGGUUCCGCGUGCUUCUCUGCCACCUACGCAAUCGACCGAGUUCGAGUUCUCCCAGACGCAGAAGCCUGAGCCUACGCCCACCCAGAGUACUUGGGCCCCGCCAAGCGUAGCAUCCAGCCUGCCGCCAACAAUCGCUUCUAGCAGCUUGCCGCCUGCUGUUUCGUCACAGGAUUCCUUCCUCCCGCCCACCGUCGCGCCUGCGUCGUCGCCCCCACCAUCGACGUUCAACGACGAGCCGCCGGCCGUUGUUGCACCGUUGUCACCUGGACCGGCGUCCCCGGUUCCCGAGGCACCCGACGCGGCGUCAUUAGCCGCCGCUGCGGUUGCGAGUAUCACUGAGGACUCGCGUGCGAAGCGCCGCGCCGCGAGGGCUGCACUGGAAACGGACGAGGCUGAGGGUUCAACGGCACCGGCCAAGCGACCCCGCCGCGGGGCGGGCAAGGCCAAGGCCCGCAAGGCUGCCGCGGAUGAGAAUGACGGAGAAGAAGACGAGGCGAACGGUGGCCCGUCGACUGCCGAUCCCAGGGCUCGCGGCGCAGCCUAUGCGUCGCGUGGUCGUGCAGGUACCGCCGGCGACCGCCGCCUCGCUGCCAACCGGAACAAGCCUCAACUGUCGCACCCCGAACUCGAUGGCGUGCAGGCUGACGAAAUGGUCGGCAUCGAGGUCAACCCGACAGUCAUGACCAUGAAGGACCUUGCUACGACGCUCGUGUCUCAAGGCCGCGUGUCUGCACGUACCAUCAAGCUGCACGAGUUUCAGCGUGGGGAGGAGGAGCGCAAGCGCAAGGAGCGGGUGGAGAAGGCCGAGGCGACGUGGAAGCGUCGACAGAUUGUCCGUCGCAAGGCGCGGCAGAUUAAGAAUGCCAAGCGCCAGCUACGCCGUGCCGACGCGCGCAAGCGUGGACAGAAUCCCGACGACGCGGUCUCCGACGACUCGGUCGACUCAGAUGAGGACUACGAGGUUGAGCCUGAUCGCCUUACCCCACCUGGAUCACCCGUCGCUGCGGAACGUGUUGCGCCGCUGCGCCUGGACCCGAUCGAGGUGGAUGAGCCUGAGAAUGGAGCAGCAGGCGCACCUGAGCCCGCGCCGUACGACCCCGAUGACGACCCGGAAGGCCUCGGGUUUCGGAACACGAACAGCAAGGACGAUGACUUGGAGGAGCUCGAGGAGAUGGGCGAGGUGCUCGAGGACUUCCAGCUGCCUGUCGAGGACGACGACGACGCUCCCGACUUCUCUGGUCUCCAGUACGCCGAAACGACUGGCGGUUACUUGGACGAAAACGGCGAGUGGGUCGACACCAACAUGGACGACUAUGCGACCCAGAUCGUGAACCGCAAGGCUCAGGACCGCCGCAACAUUCUCGAGGGCAGCGGCGCGUUUGGGCGUGAGGUUGAAAUCAUCGACACGGACACGCAGUUUGUCAAUGCUGCGACGUGGGGCAAGAAGGUGGCCAACGAUCGCUGGACAGUGGAGGAGACGGAGCUGUUCUUCAGUGUGCUGAGAGAGACUGGCGAGAACUACUCGCUCAUGAAGGCCUACUUCCCGGGAAGGACGAUGCGGCAGCUCAAGAACAAGGGGCUGCGCGAGAACCGCGAGAACCCCACGCGGAUGAACGACGCAAUCUUCAACCGCAAGCCGAUCGACAAGGAGUACCUGACCAAGUCGUCUGGCUACAACGCAGAGCUUCCGUUUGAUCGCGAGAAGGCCUUCUUUGAGGAAGUGGCUCAGGAGAAGGAGCGGGUGAUGGCGCUCGGUCCACCUGAUGUGGUGCCGCCGGAGGGUGCGGACGGCGUCUUGGGACCCGAGCAGCGACCGUGGGUCAACCCGGUCGAGGACUUGGAGUUUGGGUCUGGGUGAGUGAGACACACUACCCAGUUGCAUUCGUUGUAGCUUUCUUAGACAUGC